AUGUUCACCACCAAGUCGCUCAGUGCGAUCAAAUAUGCCAUCCCCUCUAUCCAUCAGCCCUUGCCGCUCUCUUCAAAGGAGUCGAAGAAGCUUCUCAACGUCCUAAAGACUUCCUUCCGCCAGAACCUCGAUAGAGAGCAUGGCUAUGGCCCCGAAAGUUCCGAGUCCUCCGCCUCCAAGACAGCUUCCAAACAAGGUUCCGCCUCUCAUAACGAGCACCGCCGACCGACGGACCGACAUCUUCGCGCCAUUCUUUCCAACCCGCUGUUCAAGAGCAGCGUCCAGCCCGACAAUGCGGUGCUCGCCAACCCUCGAGACCCAAUGGACGUUUUCGACGAGGCCGUAUCGCGCGGCAUGAUGACGAGAAAGGCGGCGACUGGCUGCCUGCGGACAAAGCGUCAAAAAAUCCUGCAAUCGAGCGCUCUUUCGGUUCAGGACGCCAUGCGGGCAUCCUCGACAGGCCUAAGGGUCAUUCAGUGGCUCAGAUCAUCUGGCGCCGAACGGACACUCGACUUUCUCGCAGAUCGUCGAUUCGUCUCGGAGCUCAUACCAUUCAUGGUCGCCGAGGGACUCGAGGAGGUGGCAUGGGGGUGGGCUGACCGGAUGGUUCGAGGCGAGGGCCCGAAAGAGGAGAGCAGCAAGAUUGUGGGGUCCCUGGUCACCAGCCUGGUAUUAGACAAGUCACACGUCGACAGUAACCUCGACACGGCCUUCUCGACGAUACUCAGAGCGGACGCGACAUGGAAGGCGGAUCCCCAGUUGCCUCAAAUUCUGCUGCGUCCUUGGCGCCUGCUCUCCUGGCAGUCGACCGUUGACGCAUGGAAGAGACCGCCGCCUUCAUUUGCACUAUUCGAGUCGUACGUCGAGACCGCCAACCACAUCCAAAAACCGUUGCGGCUGGACCGCGCUCACUUGGCUCUGCAUCAUCCCACCAGUCCCAGUUAUGAACGUGCUCUGCGCUUCAUUCAAGACCAGCCUCUGACCACCUUUGAGUCCAACAAAAACCUGGUCACGAGGAUAAUCUGCAUGGGCAUGGAUGCCGUUGGCUUCUUGACAAGGAUUGGUCGGACCGACGAGGCCAUGCACCUUUUGCAAUUACUGCAAUCCAAGUUCUCGAAAGAAGUCUGGCAAAAACACCAAACUCGUGGUGUUGCAUUUGUCUGA
Messenger RNA from Colletotrichum higginsianum IMI 349063, 1164 nucleotides. RefSeq lists its product as uncharacterized. The transcript has a single exon. Bases 1 to 1164 code for a protein of 387 amino acids. The record is from RefSeq and is a predicted model, not a curated record. Lineage: Eukaryota; Fungi; Ascomycota; Sordariomycetes; Glomerellales; Glomerellaceae.